AUGUUCUCUGUUGUUUUCAGUUGUUUCAUCACUGUCGCUUGUAUUUCUUACACAAUAUGUGGACGAGUGAUUGAUUUUGAGGCAAUUGGAGGCAUCGCUGGUGAUGAUCGUCUAUCUACUUGUCGAAAAAAUACACAUCUUCUCAAUCAAACUGUGAAUUCAUUACAAACAAAUGAUACUAUUGUGUUUCCAUCCAAUCGAACAUUUUGGCUGAUCGGUGGGAUCUAUGCUCGUCGUCUCGCUCACGUAACUUUCCAAAUCGAUGGUGUUCUAAAAUUUUCGGACAACUUUCUCCAGUGGCCUCGCGAUUCUCGUACUCACUUGGUGCUUGAUUGUUUCUAUUUCGAACAAUUGGAUCAUGUUACCUUUACGAGCGCGAAUACAGAAAAUCAGAAAGGAGUUAUCGAUGGGUCAGGUAAUCGUUGGUGGGGCAUAGUGGAAUACUUAGUAAUUCGUGGAGACCGACCGCGUUUGUUAGUUAUUUACAAUUCUACAAAUCUACUCGUAGAAAAUAUUUUAUUGAAAAACUCACCAAAGUGGACAUUCUACGGUAAAGACGUCGCUAAUCUCGAAAUUCGCCAUACCGAUGUCGAUGCUCGUCGACAUCCAGCUGUUCAAUGGCAUGAUCUCGAUGAAUUAACUGCAUUCAAUACCGACGGAUUCGACAUCUCUGGAACUAAUAUUUGGAUCCAUGAUUGUAAUAUUUGGAAUGAUGAUGACUGUAUCGCAGUCAAACAACAAGAUUCACGUAGUAUUCAUUCGACAUGUAGUGAAAAUAUGCUUUUCGAGAGAAUUAACGCUUCCGGUGUAGGUCUAUCUAUUGGUUCUGUUGGCGCUUCUGUCGCACAUUCGUGUGUGCGAAAUAUAACUUUUCGGGAUUGUACGAUGUAUAAUACAUUCAAAGGCAUUUAUUUGAAGUCUCGUCCAGGAGAUGAAGGACAUACGGGAGAAAUAAGUAGUAUUCUCUAUGAAAAUAUUCGAAUAUACAAUGCUUCUCAGUGGGCUAUAUGGUUUGGACCACAGCAGGCUGCUUUCAAAGGAGCUUGUUCACUUCUCUGGCCAUUCGUACCGGAGAUGCCAUGCCCGAUUCCAUCUGGCAUCACUUGGAAUAAUAUUACUCUUCGAAAUAUUACUCUCUAUGAUCCACAAAUAAGUCCUGGUGUAAUUGUUGGUAAUACUUCGAAUCCUAUGAAGAAUAUUUUAUUUGAUAAUGUAGUUGUCAAAAAUCCCGGUUCACAUCCAUGGGGCGAUAAAUACUACGCAUGUUCGAAUGUCGAAGGUAUUGCACAAGGCGAUACUCAGCCGGUCCCACCUUGCUUCAAACAUUACAAGUAA
Messenger RNA from Adineta ricciae, 1335 nucleotides. The record is from the annotation of a GenBank genome assembly. NCBI's taxonomy places the organism in Eukaryota, Metazoa, Rotifera, Eurotatoria, Adinetida, Adinetidae.